AUGGGUUGUUGUAAGGUGCCAGCUCUUAUUCAGGCGCAAGUAGAAAUGGGUUUGGUUAAUGAAGCUGAGCAUAAAAGUCUUUUUAGACGAGAAACAGAUUCACCGCAAACGAAAGCAGCUUCUUUGAUGGAACAAGGAGGAUCGCUUCCUGGAAGUUUUCGAGAACGGACAGCUAAAUCACCUAAGAACAGUGUGUUACAGAGCUUCAAGAUUGUGAUUUUGUCGAAUAAACUUAAUCUCUUGUUGCCUUUUGGUCCUCUUGCAAUAUUACUUCACUACUUGACAGAUAAUAAGGGAUGGAUCUUCUUACUGAGCUUAGUAGGCAUCACACCUUUGGCUGAGCGUCUUGGAUAUGCCACAGAGCAAUUGGCUUGUUACACAGGCUCAACUGUUGGAGGGCUCUUAAACGCUACAUUUGGAAACGUAACAGAGCUGAUCAUAUCGAUUUUCGCUCUUAAAAGUGGAAUGAUACGCGUUGUACAGCUGACGCUACUUGGAUCGAUUCUUUCUAACAUGUUGCUUGUGCUUGGUUGCGCCUUCUUCUGUGGCGGGCUUGUAUUUUCACAUAAAGAGCAAGUCUUUGACAAAGGGAAUGCGGUUGUGAAUUCGGGAUUGCUUUUGAUGGCUGUCAUGGGGCUACUCUUCCCUGCUGUUCUUCAUUACACGCAUAGCGAGGUUCAUGCCGGUUCGUCAGAGCUGGCUCUCUCAAGGUUCAGUAGUUGCAUAAUGCUCGUGGCCUAUGCUGCUUACCUCUUUUUCCAGUUAAAGAGCCAACCAAGUUCUUAUAUCCCUCUUACCGAGGAGACGAACCAGAACGAAGAAACUUCGGAAGAUGAUGAAGAAGCUGAGAUUUCCAAGUGGGAAGCUAUCAUUUGGCUUUCAAUCUUGACGGCUUGGGUCUCUCUUCUUUCCGGCUAUCUUGUUGAUGCCAUAGAGGGUGCUUCGGUCUCAUGGAAGAUACCAAUCUCUUUUAUCAGUGUCAUCUUGCUUCCUAUAGUAGGAAAUGCGGCCGAGCAUGCAGGUGCAAUUAUGUUUGCCAUGAAAGACAAGCUGGAUCUGUCUUUAGGAGUGGCUAUUGGAUCUUCAAUUCAGAUUUCUAUGUUUGCGGUUCCAUUCUGCGUAGUGAUCGGAUGGAUGAUGGGUGAACAAAUGGAUCUAAAUUUCCAGCUAUUUGAGACAGCUACACUCUUCAUAACUGUUAUAGUUGUAGCUUUCUUUCUCCAGGAAGGGACAUCGAAUUACUUCAAAGGAUUAAUGCUUAUUCUUUGUUAUUUGAUAGUCGCUGCGAGUUUCUUUGUACACGAAGAUCCUCAUCAAGGUUAG
Arabis nemorensis is the source of this 1323-nucleotide messenger RNA. NCBI's taxonomy places the organism in Eukaryota, Viridiplantae, Streptophyta, Magnoliopsida, Brassicales, Brassicaceae. The record is from the annotation of a GenBank genome assembly.